AUAUUUUGUGCGGGAUUUAAGCUAUGGCUAUGUGUAAGCGCGUUGUUCAAAUGAGGGACAGAUUUGGCAGUUUAUUUCACCAAGUUACGAUCGAUCAAUUCAUUUUCUAAUUCUGUUUCUAACAGAGUCGAGUACAGACAUUUAUCCCAACUCGUUAAACGUAAUGGAAAUCGUGCUUUUUUCGUAGAUACAUUGGCUUUGGUGAGGGGUAUGGAAGCUCAAGGUGUGCCAUCGAAGCAGGCAGAGGCCAUAACCGCCGCUAUCACUGAAGUGUUAAAUGAUAGCCUGGAGAAUGUGGCGCAUUCUUUUGUUUCCAAGGAAGAAAUGCAGAAGAGUGUGAUGGAACAAGCAGCAAAGUUGGCAGAGUUCCAGUCUUAUAUGAAAAGUUCACAGCUUUUAAAGUCACCCGAGGAGCGCCAGCGCAGAUUGGAAGAAAUUCCAGAGAUACAUGCAGACCCAAAUAUGGAUCCAAGUUAUGAAUCCGAAGAGGAUGAAGGUGAAACAGACGAUAAGAGACAAGAAAAUUAUGUGAGACCUGGAGGUAGUAGCUUUAACAGGAGGGGGAGAGAGCCAAUUUCUCCUGGAAGAGGAAGUUUUUCUUCAAAUGAUUCCUGGGGUGGAGCUAGGAAUUACUUGAGCACAAGUAAGGAGUUGAGCAGAAACUUGUCUAGUAAAGGUUUCUUGAGCAAAGGGGAUGAUGCUGCUGGAGUUGGUGAGACAUUAAAUGAGAACUUAUGGACUCAAGGAAGAGAAAGAGAAAGAGAAACACAGCAAUCACGAAGUUGGGAGAAGCCAAAAUCUGCAUUAAAUUAUGAAACUAAGGGUGCCCAUUCUGUGCUAUCAUCAGAAUCAGUUGCUAGCGUUAAACAGGAUAUUGCAAUAAUACCUUCCUCUGCAGGGGCAGCACAAUCUGCAAUCAAAGUUAAUGAAACAGACAAGAUAUGGCAUUACCAGGAUCCAUCCGGGAAAAUCCAAGGACCAUUUUCCAUGGUGCAGCUUCGAAAAUGGAGUAAUACUGGAUAUUUCCCUGCUGAUUUGAGAAUAUGGCGUACUACUGAGCAGCGAGAUGACUCGAUACUUCUGACUGAUGCAUUGGAUGGAAAUUUCCAGAGAGACACUCAGUUGGUGGACAACAGUUUCCUAAAAGGUCAACCACAUCUAUCAUCCUCAUAUUCCACCAACGCAGGAGGUGGUGGGAAAUCCCAACCUGAAACUAGUAAUUCUACUGGCCGAGCUGCUCCGACUCUUGUCGAGGUUCCCAAGUACUCUGUAGAUAAGUGGGGUUCUGAGACAAACCUCCCUUCCCCUACACCAGCUCAAGCUGCCUCAAGUGCAACAAAGGGUCAACCAUAUGAAAGCCAGUGGUCACCCACCCCGGCCGAACCUGCUGGUUCUCUCUCGGGGCCCAACCUACUUUCAGGUGGUAAUGGAGAGUUGCAACGGCCUGUGGUAGUUAUCCCUGAAAGCAGCCAAUUGUCACAUUCAACUCCAUCACCAGCAUCAACAAAAUUGCUAAGUUCUGCAAAUUCCUCUCUGGUACAUUCCCAAUCAACAUUGGCUGGUGAAUCACCAAGGAUACAGGCCACUUCCCAUCUGCUAAAGGCACCUGAUUCUGGUGGUGUUUCAGUCAAUGCUGUAGUUGAUAUGAAAAGUCUUCAGAACCUGGUUCAGCCUGUGGCUAAUAAUAGUUCUCUUGUUGGGACACAAGGAUGGGGCGCUGUCUCAGUUUCAAAGUCAGAAAUGAGUGCUCCACAUGCGAUGCCUGGUAGUGGUUCUCAGGUGUGGGGAAGUGCCCCGUCCCAUAAGCUAGAGCCAAAUAAUUCAAUUUCUAUGUCCACUCAGCCUAGUGGUUAUGGUAACUGGGGUGAUACACAAACUUCUGUCCAUAAUUCUGCUUCAUCCUUCAUUGCAGGAAAUACAGGCACAAUGCCAUCUGAUCUUUGGAGAGGUCCAAUACCCGCACAACCAAAUAUUCAACCUUCUGCUGCUUCCAAUGUGCCAUGGGGUAUGAGUGUUACAGAUAACCAAACUACAACUCCUAGACAAGUGCCAGAAAAUCAAAAUACUGGUUGGGGGCCAAUUCCAGGAAAUUCAAACAUGGGCUGGGGAGGACCCGUACAUGCAAAUUCAAAUCAAGGUUGGGUUGCAUCUGGUCAGGCUCCACCUGCAAAUGCAAACCCAGGUUGGGCUGCACAUGGGCAAGUACAAGCACCUGGAAAUGCAAAUCCAGGUUGGGUUGCUCCUGUUCAGGGGCAAGCGGCAGGAAAUGCAUUUCCGGCUUGGAUGCCACCUGGCCAAGGGCCAACCCCAGUAAAUGCUAAUCAAACUUGGGUUGCACCCGGCCAAGGUCAACCUCCUGGGAAUGCAAAUCCUAACUGGGCAGCAGCUUCUGUGAACAUGGGCUCGUGGGGAAGUGAACAGAACCAAAAUGGAGAGAGAUUCUCAAGCCAAAGGAAUACUUCUCAGGGUGGAGAUUCUGGUUAUGGUGGAGGUAAGCCAUGGAAUAAGCAGUCAUCAUUUGGUAGAGAAAGAGACUCUCCCAGGCCUAGAGAAAGAGACUCUUCCAGGCAUAAAGAAAGAGAAUCUUCUAGGCCUCCCUUCAAAGGGCAGAGAGUGUGCAAAUACUAUCAUGAAAAUGGGCAUUGCAAAAAAGGAGCAGCAUGUGAUUAUUUGCAUACUUGAACUUUAGGAAUUUUGAGCAGCAUGGAGCAGUUAAAUCUGUACAGUAAUUUCAUUUGCAAAAGGUUAGACAUUACAAAAUCUUCUUAUGCUUUAUACUUGUAAAAUCCUGUGCAGUUUAGCGGCUUGUGACCCAUUUUACAACCUUUGAAUCAUCUUCUUCCUUGAA
Messenger RNA from Jatropha curcas, 2848 nucleotides. The record is from RefSeq and is a predicted model, not a curated record. Lineage: Eukaryota; Viridiplantae; Streptophyta; Magnoliopsida; Malpighiales; Euphorbiaceae.